GAUCUUCUAGAUAGGUUUAUAGAGUGAUCUUAUCAAUAAACGAUGUGUUUGGGCUGGCUAUAGCUUAUGCUCACUCUGUUGUUGUGUAGUUAUCAAAAACAUCUAAUUUUGCCCGGUUAGACAGCUGUAAAUAUAAUGUCUUUACUUUGAAUGCUCACAGCCGAAGUCUUCCUUUUCAUUACGUAAAUAUAGCCCAAUGAACGUGUCCGGAUAAGUGUUCUGGAAAGAGACCAGGCGCUGAAGAAAAAUACAGGAUAUUUUAGCACUGAUCCAAGGCCUAGCCGACAAGUCCACAAAUCGGAGAGUCUCCGAUUCCCGUCGGAGAUUUGAUGUUGUACUUGUCAGUUUUUAGAUAUCAUUUGUAUUAGCUGUCGGAACAUGGACGCCGACAAAUUUAACUAUGUCUACAGUUGUGACUUGGACAUUAACGUCCAACUUAAAAUUGGCAGUCUUGAAGGCAAACGAGAGCAGAAGAGCUACAAGGCUCUGCUCCAGGACCCAAUGCUGCGGUUCUCCGGCCUCUACCAGGAGAACUGCUCGGACCUCUACGUCACCUGUCAGGUGUUUGCUGAGGGCAAGCCCCUGGCGCUGCCUGUGCGCACCUCCUACAAGGCCUUCAGCACCCGGUGGAACUGGAACGAAUGGCUGCGGCUACAGGUCAAGUACCCGGACCUGCCCCAGAGUGCCCAGGUGGCCCUCACCGUGUGGGACGUCUACGGCCCGGGCAGAGCCGUCCCUGUAGGUGGCACCACCGUCACCCUGUUUGGAAAGUAUGGAAUGUUCCGGCAGGGGAUGCACGACCUGAAGGUGUGGCCGGGCGUGGAGGGGGACGGCGGGGAGCCCACCAGCACCCCGGGCAGGACCAGCAGCAGCCUCUCUGAGGACCAGAUGGGCAGACUGGCCAAGAGUCCUGACCUGGAGUUUCUGGGUGAUCUGACGAAGGCCCAUCGACAGGGUCAUAUGGCCAAGGUGGAUUGGCUGGACAGGUUGACCUUCAGAGAAAUCGAAAUGAUCAACGAGAGUGAAAAGCGGAGCUCCAACUUCAUGUACCUCAUGGUGGAGUUUCCACGCGUCAAAACCAACGACAAGGAAUACAGUAUUGUCUAUUACGAGCAGGACGGAGACGAGGCCUCACCUGUUCUCACCAGCUGUGACAUCGUAAAAGUUCCCGACCCCCAGAUGUGCAUGGAGAACCUGGUGGAGAGCAAGCACCACAAGCUAGCCCGGAGCCUCCGCAGCGGGCCCUCGGACCACGACCUGAAGCCCAACGCCGCCACGCGAGACCAGCUCAACACCAUCGUGUGCUACCCCCCCACCAAGCUGCUGAGCUCUGAGGAACAGGACCUGGUGUGGAAGUUCAGAUACUACCUCACCACCCAGGAGAAGGCCCUGACCAAGUUCCUGAAGUGUGUGAACUGGGACCUGGCCCAGGAGGCCAAGCAGGCCCUGGAGCUGCUGGGCAAGUGGCGGCCCAUGGACGUGGAGGACUCCCUGGAGCUGCUCUCCUCCGCCUUCUCCAACCCCACCGUGCGGCGCUACGCCAUCACCCGCCUGCAGCAGGCCGACGACGAGGACCUGCUCAUGUACCUGCUGCAGUUGGUGCAGGCCCUCAAGUACGAGAACUUCAACGACAUCCUGGGCGGCCUGGAGCCGGGGAGCAAGAAGGACAGCCAGGGCCUGGGGGAGAGCAUCGUCAUGGGGGACAUGGACAGCUCUCAGAUUGUGACGCCCGCCCCGGCUCCCCCACCCCCUCCUACCCUGAAGACCAAGGAGGGGGCAGACAGCGACAGUACGGAGCAGGACUUGUGCACGUUUCUCAUAUCAAGGGCAUGCAAGAACUCUACCCUGGCCAACUACUUGUACUGGUAUGUGAUCGUGGAGUGUGAGGACCAGGACACCCAGCAGAGAGACCCCAAGACCCACGAGAUGUACAUCAACGUGAUGCGGAGGUUCAGUCAGGCCCUGCUCAAGGGGGACAAGAGUGUGCGUGUGAUGCGCUCGCUGCUGGCUGCCCAGCAGACCUUCGUGGACCGGCUGGUGCAGCUGAUGAAGGCCGUUCAGAGGGAGAGCGGGAACCGCAAGAAGAAGACGGAGCGCCUCCAGGCCCUGCUGGCGGACAACGACAAGGUGAACCUGGCCGACAUCGAGCCCAUCCCCCUGCCCCUGGAGCCCGAGAUCAGGAUCCGGGGAAUCGUACCGGAGACCGCCACGCUCUUCAAGAGUGCCCUGAUGCCCGCCAAGCUGAUCUUCAAGGCGGAGGACGGGGUCAUGUACCCGGUGAUCUUCAAGCACGGAGACGACCUGCGGCAGGACCAGCUCAUCCUGCAGAUCAUCUCCCUCAUGGACAAGCUGUUGAGGAAGGAGAACUUGGACCUGAAGCUGACGCCGUAUAAAGUUCUGGCCACGAGCACCAAGCACGGUUUCAUGCAGUUUGUCCAGUCGGUGCCUGUGGCUGAAGUCCUGGCGACGGAGGGGAACAUACAGAGCUUCUUCAGAAGACAUGCGCCCAGCGAGAAAGGGCCGUACGGCAUCAGCCCAGAGGUGAUGGACACUUACGUCAAGAGCUGUGCUGGUUACUGCGUCAUCACGUACAUCCUGGGCGUCGGGGACAGACACCUGGACAACCUGCUGCUCACCAAGACGGGCAAGCUGUUCCACGUGGACUUCGGCUACAUCCUGGGCCGCGACCCGAAGCCCCUGCCGCCGCCCAUGAAGCUCAGCAAGGAGAUGGUGGAGGGGAUGGGGGGCAUGCAGAGCGAGCAGUACCAGGAGUUCAGGAAGCAGUGUUACACCGCCUUCCUCCACCUCCGGAGGUACUCCAACCUGAUCCUCAAUCUGUUCUCCCUCAUGGUGGACGCCAACAUUCCCGACAUCGCCCUGGAGCCCGACAAGACGGUUAAGAAGGUGCAGGACAAGUUCCGAUUGGACCUUUCGGAUGAGGAGGCGGUCCACUACAUGCAGAGCUUGAUUGACGAGAGCGUUGGAGCGCUGUUCGCCGCGGUGGUAGAGCAGAUACACAAGUUCGCCCAGUACUGGCGCAGGUGAAAGGGGCGAGCGAGGGGUAAGACGCGCAGGACCGUUGCCAUGGAUGCGCAGGGCGGCAGCAGGGUCUCCUCGGGGUCCUAGAGACGACCACGAUGCACUUCCUGCCUUUUUACUGCAAUAUGGAAAAAAAAAAUGUACAAGGUCAAAGAUGAACGCCCUUGUUUUAACUCAUGCGUGUGUAUAUAAACUGUAUAUUGUUGAUACAUUAAUUAAAAUGAAGGCCAAAUAAAAAUGUAUUAUUAAAAAAAAGGAUACGCAACUUCCAUUCCUUUAUUUGAAAUUGCGGAGGGGAGGGGUACCUCUAUUCAAUACUAUUAAGCUGAAAGAUUUAGCUCAUACCAACGUUAAACUGGU
Molecule: messenger RNA, 3399 nt
Organism: Gadus chalcogrammus (walleye pollock)
Lineage: Eukaryota; Metazoa; Chordata; Actinopteri; Gadiformes; Gadidae
Gene: pik3c3
Product: phosphatidylinositol 3-kinase, catalytic subunit type 3
Exons: 26
Coding region: 379-3045 (888 amino acids)
Biological process (GO): phosphatidylinositol-3-phosphate biosynthetic process; endocytosis; phosphatidylinositol-mediated signaling
Cellular component (GO): phosphatidylinositol 3-kinase complex, class III, type II; endosome; membrane
Molecular function (GO): 1-phosphatidylinositol-3-kinase activity
Source: RefSeq, a predicted model, not a curated record